AUGGCGGACUCGGGCAAGACCUUCAGCUCCGAGGAGGAGGAAGCCAACUAUUGGAAAGACCUGGCCAUGACCUACAAGCAGAGGGCAGAGAACACACAAGAGGAGCUCCGGGAAUUCCAGGAGGAAAGCCGGGAAUACGAGGCGGAACUGGAGACCCAGCUGCAGCAAACUGAGAGCAAAAACAGGGACCUGCUGAUGGAAAACAGCCACCUUCGCAUGGAGCUGGAGACCAUCAAGGAGAAGUUUAAAACCCAGCAUUCUGAAGGCUACCGGCAGAUCUCAGCCUUGGAGGAUGACCUCGCCCAGACAAAAGCCAUUAAGGAUAAACUGCAGAAGUACAUCAGAGAGCUGGAGCAAGCCAACGAUGACCUGGAAAGAGCCAAACGGGCCACGAUCAUGUCGCUGGAGGACUUUGAACAGCGUUUGAAUCAAGCCAUCGAAAGAAACGCCUUCCUGGAGAGUGAACUGGAUGAGAAGGAGAAUCUCCUGGAAUCUGUUCAGCGACUGAAGGAUGAAGCCAGAGAUUUGCGGCAGGAAUUGGCUGUGCAGCAAAAGCAGGAGAAACCCAGGACGCCCAUGCCCAGCUCGGUGGACGCUGAAAGGAUAGACACAGCGGUGCAGGCCACUGGGUCCGUGCCGUCCACCCCCGUAGCUCAUCGAGGACCCAGCUCUAGCUUAAACACUCCUGGGGCCUUAAGACGUGGUCUGGACGACUCCACUGGGGGGACCCCCCUCACGCCUGCAGCCCGGAUAUCAGCCCUCAACAUCGUGGGAGACCUGCUGCGGAAAGUGGGGGCCCUGGAGUCCAAACUUGCUUCCUGCCGGAACUUCGUGUAUGACCAGUCCCCAAGCCGAGCCAGUGGCCCAGCCUCAGGGCGGGGGAGCAAAAACAGAGACAGCGUGGACCGGCGGCCUGGCGGCAGCAGCGUGCCUCUAGGUGACAAAGGGUUGGGAAAACGCCUGGAGUUUGGGAAGCCGUCAUCGAAUGUUUCCUCACCGUCGCUGCCGUCAGCCCAGGGUGUAGUCAAGAUGUUGCUUUAG
Rangifer tarandus platyrhynchus (Svalbard reindeer) is the source of this 1041-nucleotide messenger RNA. NCBI's taxonomy places the organism in Eukaryota, Metazoa, Chordata, Mammalia, Artiodactyla, Cervidae. The record is from the annotation of a GenBank genome assembly.